AUGGAACCCGAUAUAUCCAAGAUUAUUCCAUGCGCAUCUUCAAUUUGGUCAUAUUAUACUUUAUUUACUCUAAAUAGUGUCUCUCCUCUUACUCUCAUCGUCCCUGAAACAAUCAUAGUUGGUUUUGGAUUUUCUUCUAUAACAUAUAUGCAUAAUCGUAGUGAUGGAUCGUUAUGUUUUGAAGAAAUAUCGAAUGAAGCAACGAUUAAACGGAUCAUAAAGAACUGAGACCAACCAAAGAGCAACGGUCAAGCUUUUGCAAUAGUAAAAUAUCUAGAAAAUACAGUUGCCAAAAUAUUACCUUUAACUCCAGACCUGUCUUCCCUUGAUGAACCAAUUUUUUUACAAAAUAGAAAUAAAAUAAUUCAAGAAAAUAUUCAUUUCCGAAAUAGUUCAGAAAACCAAAAAAUUAAAGUUAAAUGAAAACGAAAACAACACUCCUUUGAAUUUAAGAUUAAUAGUCCAUUAAAUGAUUUUUUAGCUGAGAGAGCACCUAAUUCCUACUCACAAAGAACUUUAGCUACAACAAGAAGAUCAUCUUCGAGCUCAAGUAUUGCAUUAAGAAAUGAUUGAAUAAGAAAAUCAUAUAAAGAUUAUCUAAAAAAUUUGUCAUCAUAUAUCAUAAGCAAUCUUUACACGCUCAUGAAAAAGUAUUAUAAAGAAAAGCUAACUCCCUCCGCCUCCAUGAGCGAACAAAUCAUUAGAAAAGUCCAUAUUUUUUGCCAAAAACCGACCCUCCGUGAGCGAACAAAAAUUUUUUUAAUGGAAAAAUUUGAUAUAUAGGCGAUAAUUAGUAUAAUGAAAUCUCUAGCUAAUUCUGUUUAAUUUUAAACAAACCGCGUUUUAAAACAUAAGUUUUUCAAAUUAAAUUAAUAUUUGCUUUCCAAUUUUGCGAAGUGGGAUUUUUUUAAAUUUCGAAAAAAAAAAAAUUCUAUAAAAUUAUAUAUAUAAAUUUUUUUAAAAAAUUAACCCCCUCCGUGAACGAACAAGAUUUUUUGUUCGCUCACGAAGGGCGGGGAGUAAGCAUGAUAGAAAUUAAUUAUGAACAAGGAAGCAAUGGAGAUUGAUUUUUUGUGGAUUUUGGAAAAAAAUCACAUAAAAGAUUGAAAGGAAAAAUAAAAUUAAUAGAUCCUCUAUAUAAUACUCCAUGCUUGUUUGUUGAGAAAAAAAUUGUAAUAAAAGAAGUUGAAUCCAGACCACUUCUUGAUGAAUUGAAAAAAUUGGAAGAAAAGAUGAAAGAAAUUAUCAAAAAAAGGAUUGAUGAAGACACAAAUAAGGCAUCGUGCUAUUCAGGAUUUAUAAUGAAUUUGAAAAGAAGAAACUCAGCAGAUCAAAAAGCUGAAAAUGAAAAGUUAGGCUAUAAAAAUCGUUUGCGUUUUCCUACUAAUGUUGACAGAGAGCUAACACGAGUUGCAAAUUUAUUGGAUAAAUAUAGAGAUAAUACAAAGAGUAGAAAAUCAAGUGUUUAG
This is a messenger RNA of Blepharisma stoltei, 1469 nucleotides long. Lineage: Eukaryota; Ciliophora; Heterotrichea; Heterotrichida; Blepharismidae. The record is from the annotation of a GenBank genome assembly.